AUGCCGAGGCUCCUACCUCAAGGCGUGAAGCAGAAGGGCAUCGAUUUCGUUUUUGUUGGCAUUCUGAAGCUCCUUUCCGAACGUCAGCAUCGCUUCAUCACGGGCGAUCGGAAGCUGUCAAAGCGAUGGUGGGCACCCCUCGAAUGCCAAGAAUACAAGGAUGCGGUCACCAACAUCCUGGCCAGCAUCGAGUCGGGCGUGAUUCCUGCUAAGGAAGGGUCCGAGAUGAUCUGCAGGCGCAUCUCCGCCUUGAAGGACAAGGCUGUCAUGACCGACGCUGACUGGAAGGUUCUUGGCACCACCCGCCGCGAGCGCGUGGAGGACAAAAACAGCAUCAGGAACAGUGUGGGAAGGCCAUUGACCGAGCUAGAUUUCCGCAACCUUCCGGCAUCCAGUUGGGCUUUGAAUGCUUCCUGGGACAUCCAGAAGCACCACGUCUACAAGCCACUGCCCUGGCAAACCUUCCGAUGCAAGGAUUCGAUUGCAACUGCCGAGCUCAGCACGCUGGAGAAGCUGCUGGAAGCCUCGAGUAGGCGUCAGGUCUUGUGGAUGAUCGUCCAGAUUGCAGCCAUGCUCUCGGGCCCCCAGAUGACCAAAGUGCUGGAGGCAAGCAUCGCCACCCUCAGCGCCCGAUUUGAGGGAAUGGCGCGGACGGUCGGCAGACACUACCCUUACUUCAAUUCUGCGUUGACGAAGAAUGAGGUGUUGGAUGGAAGCAGCGACGUUCCCACACCUCUUCUGGAGCUGCUGUUGCUGGAUGACCAAACUCGGGAUGGCUUCGUGGACAAGAUCAUGAAGCGAGACGACUGCGAGCUCUUUGUGUUCUUUGGCACCAGCUUCGCGCGUCACCUCUGCAACUGCAGGCAGGAGUGGCUUCACAAGUGUAUGGCCAAGCUGAAAGCGCCGGGAGCAAGCACGGAGUUCUACCACUUCCGGAAGCGAGGUCUUGUGCUGAGCCAGAUUGCAAGGUAUGGGAAGGCCGAACCUGGCUGGCGCGACGUCAUCGCCAAGACGAACAAGAAGGGAGCUGUGCAGACGUACCUGUGGCACCCGAAGACCCAAUCAGAGUUCCUCGAGAAAGCGUUGUGGUCGACCGAGCCGGAAGAGCUCGCGCUCAUCCCACGCUUGGAGUUUGCAGACGGCGUGAGCAAAGUGAGCCAGCUAUUGAGCAUCUAUCCGAAGGAUCAGACGACGAAGGACACUGGCUCAGAUGCUUGGGGCUGGGAGGUGAUCCAAGCUGCAGGCGCCUAUAGCGAUCUCCAGAAGGAAGUGGAAAGACGUUUUGCAGAGCUGCCGGACCCCAGCUUCUGUGACAAGGUGGAUGACCCCGAGGUGGAGACGCUGCUCACCUCUUUGGGCAGAUCGGACAAUGCAGCCGCUGCCAUGAAAGUUCUGGGGCCCCACGCAGGCAAGGUCAAGCAAGCAAAGGAAGCAGUGACAAAGAUGAUCGCACAGCUGAGCCCGCCACAAGCCAGAGUGCUCAUCCGCCAAGUCAUGUUGCCGAAGAAGGCAGGAGUUGGCCUGCAAGUUGCCGGUCUCAAGAAGAUCGUGGACUUGCGAAUUCCUGACCCGCUGGAGCUGUACACGUUCGUGUGGAGGAAAGGGGAGUGUCAGCGAGAUGUGGCAGGCAACAUCCUGUCGAAGGUGGCCACAUCUGGCGAGCUCGGGCCUCACACUCCAGGCUUCUACUUCGACUACUUCGACAGAACGGACAAUCAAGAUGACCAAGCUUAUGUGGCGCAGAUCAUGCUGGAUCAGCUCAUUGAACAACCGGAGUGGGUGCUGCCCUACCUCCCCAAGGUGGUCUCAAAGCUUGCCAUGGUGCCAGGGGCGACCAACAAAUCGGUACAAGCGCUGAAAUCCUGCACCUCAAACGUCUCUGACGUCGUGGAGGCCCUCACGCAUGUGGUCCAGGCUUCUCGCCUGGCGGCCAGAACAGAUCCCAAGGUAAACAGGGAAGGAACCGAUGGGCGAGUGCUCGCUGACCUGAUCUCUUUGAUUUCCUUCGGCCAAUUCACGGAGACGGUGAACUCCGUCGCGCGAAUGUCUCUGGAGGAUUGUGAUCCUGCAACUCUGAAGACGUUCCUGCGGGAGGCCUUCCAGAGGUGGGAGGACGCCGUAGCCGGCAAAGACGCCAAUGCCAAAUCAUACCUCAGCUGCGCUUUAACUGCUUGGGUGAAGCUGCUGCGGCCGGGCCAGUACAACACCUGGGUGACUGAGCUAGCCGAGAUGGAGAAGCGCACCGGCGAGAAGGGCAACGUGGAGAGCUGGGGGCAGCUGGCGCAGGCCUUGGCGGGCCAUGCACCUGACAUGGGCCUGUCUCCCGAUGAAUGGGAUCAGAUGCUGCAGGUUCUGCGAGCAUUCUUCGUCAGAUUAAUCGAGGGCCCUCUCAGUGUCAAUGACGAGGUCCAGAAGGCAGACAAACCUGCAGACGACACAUUUAAGAAAGAGAAUGAUUUGCGCGCCAAAAUCCGAAAUGAGUUGCUUCUGACUCAUUGGAUGAAGUUGCUGUCACAUGGGUGCACUGAAGAUGAGUCCAACGAGCUUUUCAAGCGAUGCCCGGAAGGCGAGAAAGUGAAGCUGGCGAGCAACCUCGUCCAGGAGUGGCAUGCCAGGAACUCCGAAGAAGCCACGCGGGAGACCAAGGCUGCGGCAUUCCAGCAAGAGCGCCCGGAUGGAGGUUGGAAGCACACCGGUGGAAAGCCCGUCUCUCAAAUCACAGUCGGAUCUAUCGUCAGCGGCCACAUCACCAACUCCUCGAAAGAGUUCGGCGUGUACGUCAACUUCGGCUGCGAGAAAGACGGAAGGCUCAGUGUCCCCCAAGCCGACUGGAAGAAGUAUCGCGUCGGGGACCGGAUUGAGCGCAUGGUGGUGCACAAGGUCAAGGUAGAGCGGAAGUUUGUGGACCUCCUCGUCGUCGGCUCGAAGGGCCAAUCGGUGGGCCUGGCCGCUUCCAAGCAGGUGGCUGAGCGUGCCCUUCGGUGGAUCGCCUCCUCCGCGGAGAUCAGGAACCAUUUUCGCACCACCAUCCAGACUCUUUGGGCCAAGCUUGUCACUGCCGAUGCGGCAGACAAGUGGGAGGCGAGCCUGCAACUCUUGGGGGAAGCGCCUACUGCUAAGCAGAGUGUGGACCUCGUGAACCGCGUACUGGACCAGAAGCCAUCGACCGACCUGUUGCGGGCCGCCCUCACCUGGCUAAGCAAGAUCUCUGCGACCGACGCUGCCCGGCUGUGGCCCAAGCUCCUCCACAAUGAAGAGCAGUCGGUCAACUCAGAUGACGUCAAAGCUCUGCUGAGUUUGUGCGAGACACACGGCCUCGAGAUGCCAAAAUUCUCGCAGGCGAUUUGCAAGUCGAUGAAGCAUUUUGCCGUACAAGCGCUGUCAGACUCGAAGCUCCCGGAGGCCCGUUUGGCGGCCAUCCACGUUCUUCGGGAGCAGCACAAGAGCGGUGCCACUGCUCCACCUGCCGGCAUCAACGCGCUUUGCUAUGAUCCGGUCCAUGUUGUCCGGGCAGCUGCCAGAGAUCAGUGGGUGGCAUUGGGAGGCAAAGAUGAAGGAUGGAGGAAGAAGAAGACUGACGAAGAGAAAGAAGAUGAGGAGGACGAUCAGUGA
This is a messenger RNA of Symbiodinium sp. CCMP2456, 3612 nucleotides long. The record is from the annotation of a GenBank genome assembly. Lineage: Eukaryota; Dinophyceae; Suessiales; Symbiodiniaceae.